Molecule: messenger RNA, 2178 nt
Organism: Neoarthrinium moseri
Lineage: Eukaryota; Fungi; Ascomycota; Sordariomycetes; Amphisphaeriales; Apiosporaceae
Exons: 1
Coding region: 1-2178 (725 amino acids)
Biological process (GO): regulation of transcription by RNA polymerase II
Cellular component (GO): nucleus
Source: RefSeq, a predicted model, not a curated record
AUGGCAUCGAUAACAGAUCAUCCAUAUCACAUGUUCCCGAGAUCUGGAGAACAAGAUUUCAUGCUUUACCCCGAGAGCCAAGCGCCGGCUGGCUACGCAUCACCGCCCAUGGACGGCCAAUAUAGCCCCGAAGCAUUUGGAUUCCCUCAGCACUCGGGCUUCGAGCCCAACCCAAUGUAUACCUUUGACAGCAGACUGUCCCCUGGGGCAUAUCCCGAAGACGGCGAGCUUCGAGUCACGUCUUCGAACCUCUCGACCACUUCAGCUUCAUCGUCCAACAUGGGAUCGCCACACUCAAACCACGACCAACUGGCGUAUAACCCAGAGUUCGGCCAGAACGCCAUGAGCAUAAAUCCCGGCAUCGUUGGCGACUAUUGCACCGGCACCGAAUACUCGACCUACGUCCCCCAAGAGAUGGAGGGAUACAGCAUGGUUUAUGAGAGCAAGCCUGGCUUCGUUGGUGAGUUGGCACAGGUCCCUAGAAAUUGUACGCAGACCGAUUCUAUUUCCUUUGUGUCAUCGUCCGACGAUUUUGUCCCGCCCGGCCUCGCGCUCGACACCAAUCUACCGAACAAUUCUUCUUCCCCGACGCUGUCGAGGGCCACUUUCGAAUCUCCUAUGUCUUCAGCCCCUUCUGUAUUCUCACCUCCCAUCACGGCUGGGCCGCAAUGGGACAGUCCCAGCAGCGUGGAAGCACCGAGUCCUGUCAUUCUAGCCAAGACUCCGCGCGUUUCUUUCUUUUCUCAGAGCAGCGGUCAUUUCGCAGCUCCACUUGGUUGUCGGUUUCCUCUGUCAAAUGCGAAGGCUUUCCAUGCAAGGGAAAAGUGUACUGACUCGCGCCCUCGUCCAGAUCCCUCGGUACUUCACCCGGAGCUCAGAGGACCCAUGGGGCCUCCCAUGCAAGGAUAUGAGAACACUUUCUCACCACAGAACCCCUACCCCAACUCUCCCGCACUCUCUGGAGCCACCUCGCCCGUGCCUGGCAUGCGGAACGGUAGCGCUUCGCCUUACGUUCCCGCCUUUCAGUACAGCCCUUUCGCAGUUCCUGCCCAGGACGGCCGCCGGCCAAGCUUGUCAUCAUUCCAGUCGCAAGAUUACUCGUAUAGUGGAGACGAGUCCAAGGAGAAGCAGCGAUGCCCCCAUCCAGAUUGCGGCAAAACGUUCAAGGACCUGAAGGCGCACAUGUUGACGCAUCAGAAUGAACGUCCAGAGAAGUGCCCGAUCCAGACGUGCGAUUACCACGUCAAGGGAUUCGCCCGGAAAUACGACAAGAACCGCCACACCCUGACGCACUACAAGGGCACCAUGGUGUGCGGUUUCUGUCCUGGAUCGGGCUCGGCGGCGGAGAAGUCGUUCAACAGGGCUGAUGUCUUCAAGCGACAUCUCACAGCCGUGCACGGUGUUGAGCAGACCCCUCCGAACAGCCGCAAGAAGACUUCUACUUCGGUGAACACUGGCAAGAAGUUGACCGGAUACGCACCAGACGCCACCGGCAAGUGUUCGACAUGUUCGUCGACAUUCUCCAAUGCCCAAGACUUCUAUGAGCAUCUGGACGACUGUGUGCUGCGUAUUGUCCAGCAGGAAGACCCCGCUGAGGCAGUCAACGCCCGCCGCUUGGCCGAGGUCGAGAACGACAAGGAGGUCCACCAGACCCUCGAGAAAAACUCGCUCCCCCUCACGACCCAGACGAACCCCCUCUCUGAUGAGGAAGACGAUGAGGACAUGGACGAAGACGAUUUCCAAGAUGCCGAUUACAAGGGACGGAAGCCCUCGCCCAAGAGGAAGGGCAACCCGGUCAACGGUGUUCAGAAGUCGCGCGGCAUGACGCACUCCCGCGGCGGCCCAGCGCUCAACGCCAAGACCAAGGGCCGCAAGAGCCGCCGGGACUAUCCUUCGUCAUGGGGCUUUGACAAGGGCCAGAUGACCAUGAAGAAGCGCGUGAUGGCUGUCUUUGAUGGACCUCGCCGCCUGGCCAAGGACGACAUGAUGCUCUCCACCGAGCAGGAGGUUCGCCUCAAGCUGUCUGACGGCAAGUCGUACGUCACCGAUCUUGACGUUCAGACCAUGAACCGCGCGCACGGCUUCCUCGGCGCCACGGAUGAAGAGAAGGGUGUCUGGAUCUCGGAUGAUCCCACCGAGGAAGACAUGCGCAAGAUGCUGGAACUUGCGGGCCAAUAG